Desarmillaria tabescens is the source of this 2224-nucleotide messenger RNA. RefSeq names its product putative efflux transporter. Gene Ontology annotation, biological process: transmembrane transport. Gene Ontology annotation, cellular component: membrane. Lineage: Eukaryota; Fungi; Basidiomycota; Agaricomycetes; Agaricales; Physalacriaceae. The transcript is spliced from 12 exons. Bases 431 to 2074 code for a protein of 547 amino acids. Gene Ontology annotation, molecular function: transmembrane transporter activity. The record is from RefSeq and is a predicted model, not a curated record.
UUUACAAGAGGGACCAGGUGCCGCGAAGCUAAUGGAAGUUUUAGUACUCCAGUCCGUGCGAAUUUCGGAGCAAGGAUGCGUCACAGGUCCUUAAUCAGGCGAUGAAGAAGGCAUACCUAUUUUCUUAGCCGAGAAGACAUCAGUCCACUUUGCAGGACAAGCGUCGCUCUCAAGAGCCAUGGUGGUGCACCGAUGUCCGGGGAAGGUAGAUAAGAUGUCACGAUUUAAUUGGUUGAAAGUUCGGCCGGCGGCAAGGAAGUCAAUCUCAGUCAUUAUCUGAUCGAUACUGACGUUCCGUCGGCGUCUGUCGGCAUUGAGCCUCCGUCUUCACGUACCAUUUCCAAUACUCUUUCACAAAUUUUUGCGACGCGUCGCACUCGAAAAAUGCGUUUAGCCGGAACUAGCUUGAGUCUCCCCAUCCCCCACCAUCAUGUCCACUGAGAAGGUGGAGAAGGACGAUGUAGAACAGCAUUUCAAGGGACCUUCGACUAUGGCUGCUCCAGCUCAGAGAAGUAGCCUUCGGUCUGUGUUAAUUGUGGCUACAUGUACAAUGGCAAUGAUUGUCAACUCAUCGAAUAGUACCUCUGUAUCGAUCUCCCUUCCGACAAUAGGUGAUGACCUCGGUAUACCAGAAGCAAAACUCAACUGGAUCGUCUCUGCGUACCCGUUAAGCUCUGGGUGUCUACUGGUAAUGUUUGGUAGGUUAGCGGAUUUGUACGGCCGAAAAAGGAUAUUCUGUGCUGGGUCAUUGUGGCUAGCAGCUUUCACACUGGGAUGUUCAUUUGCUAAUGACGAGAUAACGCUCGAUAUAUUGAGAGGACUGCAGGGAAUCGGGGCUGCCGCUACAAUACCCGCCUCCAUUGGCAUCCUUGCCCAUGCCUUUCCGCCAUCGCGAACUCGCUCCAUUGCGUUCGCCACUUUCGCCGCAGGAGCACCACUAGGAGGUGCCUUCGGAACAGCAAUCGGCGGCGUACUAACGCAGCUCACCAAACGGUCGUGGCGUUCGUCCUUUUACCUUACUGCUGGCGUGUGUGCAGCAUCGUUCAUCAUCGGACUCUUGGUCAUUGACGCCGACCUACCUUCGACGGAAACAGAUCAACGGAUUGACUGGAUUGGCGUGUCCCUCGUCACUACUGGCCUCGUGCUCAUCAUAUUCGUCCUUUCCGAGGGAGAAGUUGCCCCUCAACAGUGGAAGACACCAUAUAUCAUUGCGCUUCUUAUAGUCGGCGUGAUAUUCAUUGCAGCAUUCCUGUAUUGGCAGCACAAUUUGGAAAAGCAAUUGGACGACCCCCUGAUCCCCAAGUCAAAAUGGAACCCCCCGCCUCUUAUGCGCCUGUCGCUGUGGACGAGAGCCAAGGGGCGCGUGGCGGUUAUGAUGGUUGUUGCGUUUCUGCAGUGGUGCUGCUUUUUGGCAUGGUGUUAUUGGUCUCAGCUGUACUAUCAAAAUUACAAAGGAUACACGCCCCUUCUUACUGUGAUUCGAUUGCUUCCUAUGACGGUAUCUGGAAUCAUUUGCAAUAUGAUUGUAGCAGCUCUUGUAGGACAUCUACCGCUCGUCUGUUUCAUAGCGACUGGAACCGCCUUAUCAGGUGUCGCAGCCCUCCUCUUCGCCGUGAUGGACCCCGAUGUAACAUACUGGGCGUUCGGGUUCCCUGCAGCCAUACUCGCAGUUGUUGGCGCCGACUUCGUAUUCGCGGGCGGAACUCUGUUCAUCGCCAAGGUAUCAUUACCGCAUGAACAAAGUCUUGCUGGGGCAGUAUUCCAAACAAUGACUCAGCUCGGCACAUCUGUUGGUGUGACGGUGUCGACUGUUGUUUUCGACCGCGUGUUGCGCCAGCGUUCGGCGGAUAUGGGUGUAAUUCUGGAUGCGAGCGCAUCUGGUGCGCCCAAAGCUGCGCAGCUGGAUAGCUAUAGAGCGGCGGAGUGGACCAAUUUUGCUUUCGGGAUGUUGGCUACCCUGCUAGCACUCAUUUUCUUCCGUGGUGUAGGUAUUGUAGGGCAGAAGGGCAAGGAAACUGAUGAUCAGGAACGGACAGUCACCAAUCCAGAGGAGAAGAUCGAUUCGCGAGCGUAGAAAACAAGUACACCUAUGGCAUAUAUUAUGUGAAUUUUGGGACUCGAUGCUUGCAUGCCUAGGACUAUCUUCUUGGAUGUAUAAACCUCGUAGAGCACCUGUAGACUAAUAUCGAUAGAGAUUUCCACACCGGGUAAUGCUUACCCGAUC